UCUGGAACAGGGCGGGGAGAACAGUCGCCGAAUCGACACUACAAUACCUACGCGUAUUUUUGUCGAAAUCGUCGUGUUCGUGACUUGGACGCGGGUGAUAUUGCGAAAUAAUUGCGUGUUUCUGUGUUCAUUUAUGCUGUUUGUGUUAUCGUUUGUGCAUAAUAGUGAUUUUGUGGUGAAAAACGUGAAAGAACUUUAGGGUAACGAUGUCUAGCAGUUGACAUGUUUAUCUGUGUCGUGUGUGAAGAUUUUCCCUUCGCGUGAGGAGGUCCGGUGCGCUAGUGUGCGCGCUGGUUCUUUGUGUGCGUGUUUCGGACGUGGGAUACGAGAGGAUCCAAUGAUGGAUUGCAUUUCCAUGGAUGUAUAGAAUGCGAAAACCAGCAUCGCCCCAUCAAUGUGCGUAACAUUGAUCUGACCACAGCAGACAAUGCGGUCACAGGCUACAAAACCUUUACCUAAGAAAGGGGCCCUGAGUAAAACGACUUUUAAGGCAAACUCAAAUACAAAACAAACUAAGAAAAAGUCCGUAUGUCAGAAAAAAGUAAAGACUCUUUUAAACAAAACUGUGGUUAAAAAUCCUAAAAAGAAUUCUUCUAAAGAUGAUAUUAUUAAUAACAAAAACGAUGGAGAACAAUCAGUUGGCGAAAACACUGAGACGUCAUUGUCGCCAGAAAAUACUAAAGCAGGACCGUCUAAAUCCAGUCAUCCUCGAAGUGAUUCGCCGACAAAAAAGAACAAGAAAGAACCCAAAAAGAAGGAAGAUUCGCUUAAAAAUAGUCAAGACCAUAAUGUGAAGAAAAUAGUAACUAAAAAGUUUUUAAAAGUAACGAAAAAAAUUAAAAACGUCAAACCUAAUAUGAAGGUCACUGAAACGGACAAUGAUGUAAAGUACAAAAUUAAUGUAGAUGUCAUUAAAAAAAAUGCAUCAAAAUAUUCUAAAGCCAAAACUGUGAUUAAGAAAGGACAGGUGACCAAUCUGAAGAACAAGAAUGUUAGCCAAGUAAAACAAGAACAUUCAGAAAAAGAACAGAAAAGAGAAGAAAAUGAAAUUACUAAAAGUACCGGUAAAAAAGACGAGAAUGAAAAAUCAGUUGAGGGCAAAAAUAUAUUAUCAGAUAUCAAACAUGAAAAAGCCAUUGAAACCAAGUCCGAGGAAAAAAUUGAAAAUAAGGAUAUUAAUUCGUCUUUAAUAAAAAUCUCUACCAAUAUUACUUCACCAAGUAAUCCGGAAAUUCCAAAAACAGAAACUGAAAGACCUCCAAAAUUUUUUACUUCUAGCAGAUCUCCUAGAACAGUGGACAUAGAUGUAAAAUGUUUUAAAAACUCAAAAGGAAAUCUAAGUAUGUCUGAAAGAUUUUUAUCUAUGAAAUUUGAAACAAAGUCAGAAGACAAUACUAAAGAUAAAUAUAUUAGUAAUACACUUGUAUCACAAGGCCCCGAGAUUGAUGUUUAUACAUUUACAGAAAAAGUUGACUCACCGAAAAGUAUUUUAUCAGACUUCCGUAGUCCUAUAAACAAAAAUGUAGGUAGAGUUAGGCCUAUAGCUAGAGUCAAGGGUACAAUUAUAGACAGAAAAAAUGAUUCAGAGAAGAAAAAAUACUCUCCACACAGGCCUAUUGAAGAAGUAGUUAAGCAACUGAAAGCUAAUAAACGAUCUGAAGAAUGUAAUUCAAAUUCAAAUCAAUCAGUUACUUCUAACGAAAAUACUAAUAUUGUUAACGACGAAAAAGACUUGGAUGAUAAACCAAAACCCAUUAUAAGCAAAUCCUAUAAAAUGGUUGCCCGAAAAUCUAGCAUAACAGGAAAACCAUUCAGCCCAACUAAGUUCUUGGAGCAAGAACCAAAUAAAAAUGAAAAACCUGUCAAAACUAGUUUGACCAAAAAAUCUACAGGGAAAUCUAAAAAACAAAAGAAAAUGAUUUUAUCAGAUGGUGAGAUAGAAUUUUCUAAAUUUGCUCUUAAUACAAAAAGUUUGCAGUAUACUUCUUCAGACGAGAGCAUUGGCGAGUCUAAUGAUGAUAAUGACACCAAAGAAUUUUGUGAAUCUGAUACACCUAAACCCAAGAAAACGAAGACUAAAAAAUAUAAAAAGACAACUGAUAGUGGUAAAAAGUCAACGUCAAAAGAAUUAAAAGAACUGUCUAAAGAUUCUCAUAGUGAUCUUAAGGAUCAGUCAAUAUUAUUAGGGGAAAAACCCAGUAAAAGAAGAUUAAAACUCUUAUCAAUGUGGACAGGACCAAAAAAACAUAGAAUGGCAUCUCUUAAUGCUAUUGCAAAAGUGCAUUGCUUAUACGAAAAUGAAAGUCGUACUCAUAUGGAGUUAGGUUUAAUGAAAACUAUUGAUAGACAAAUAUCACCUGGUACAUCUAAACCCGCUGUGAUAAAAAAGAAAGAUAUUAAACCAAAAGAAACAGAGAAGCAAGAGAGUACGUCUGAGUCUGAAUAUGAAAAUAGGAUGGAGAAAAAAGAUGAAAGCUCAGAAAGUUCUGAUGAUAACCCCCCUCAACGAAGUCUACGGGGAGUACCAGGUAUCAGAAGUGCUGGUAAAUAUUGGGAUCCAAAAUCAUCCACUUCUUCUAGUGAAGAUAGUGAGUUAGAAACUAAAAAGAAAUCCUCUAGUCCCGAAAAGAAGAAAGCGUCUGUUAAGUCUUCAAUGAAAUCGGAUAUUGAAAAAUCUCCUGUUAAAAUGAAAAAGACUGUUGGUGUGCCUGUGAAGAAAAAACGUAAUAGAAAUGAAAUAGUAAUGGACUUAAAGGACAUGGUCGUACAGAAACGCAUGGCUAGUUUGAAUGCAACUGCUAUUCUUGCUGCCAGCUAUGAAAAACGGUCUCCUAAAUCUAGUAAGGAUGAUUCCACUUCAGAUUCAUGCAGCGAUGAGUCUUUUUCUCAAAAGCCAAAAAACGGGGUAAGUUCCGGCGUUAAGUCGGAAACAAAGAUUGAAGAGCCAAAAAAAGAAAUAGAAGAGUCCUCUACGGCUGACAGAAAACAAAAAGUCGAAGUUAUAGUUAAUCAGGAUACCGAUGUUACUAUAACUGGAGUAUAUUCAACACAUCACGAAGGUUUUUGCACAGCGAUGCAGUAUCGCAUUUCCUCUACCAGCCAUACACAAACAACAGCUACAGCAAACUGCGAAAAGGAGGGAUGCUCCCGGGAAGAUGGUUCCCGUUACACUCCGCUAUCAGCUCUGUCCUCGAUGCAGCCACCGGCGGAACACUCUCAUCCACAUCCUCAUCCAGUGUCCGAGCUAAGGCGCACGGCGGGUUGUUCCAGCGCCUUCUCAGCUCCCUCGCCGUCGGCACACCAUGAACCAGGUAAGCCCGCCUGCCCGUGCAGUUUAUGUGACGCCAUGCCUCGUAUCUCCUCUUACGGAUAUUACCAGCCAGCGGGUCCCCUGAUCAAAGAGAGCGGUGCAGAAGCGGAACGCACGCUGGCGAGAUAUCAUCCUCCGCCACAUUAUCACGCCCCGCAUCCCCCUGUACUACAGCAAUAUGGACCGCCAUACUACCCUGCGGAGCUAUGUUACAGCCGGUAUUACAGACCACCCGGCCCCUACCACAUACCACCUCCGCAGCCAGACGCACAGAUGGUAGGUGUUAGCAACGAACCGUAUCCUCCCCCACAGUAUUACGGAACACCACCGUGUUAUCAACAUUCACCACAAAGGAUACCAUACGUGGAAUACCGCCAAUGUCCGUGCCCACUAAACACGUGUCCAAAAAACGUCCUUAUUGGGCCCGCUACUGGUAAAGCCCCUACCGGUGGCGGCCCCGCGGACGUUCCCUCCGCGCUCGCGCCGCCCGGGGGCGCCUUCCGAGCGAAGGUGCGGGCGUGCGCACUCGACGCCAGCGUAGUGCCAGAUACGCUCGCCCACGGCAGCGGCAAGGAUCCGCCGCUAGAAGCCGAGCCACCAGCAGCCGCGGAUGCACCUCGUCCGUGCCCACUACCUGCUAUGGGCGGAGCGUCGCCUAAACGCGAAAUAUAUGAUGCACGCGAUAAACUUCGCCGCGUCGGGGACAUGCCCGUGCUAGGCCCGCCGUCACCGGCGCGAGGCUCGGCCGGUGUGUGCGCCCCGCAACCUCCACCGGUAGCUCCCCGCCGCGCGCGCUUAGGCAAAGAAAUGGCCCGUAGAUCACUCGCCGGCGACGACACUGGCGUCCUUCUUUCCGCCCCACUCGCCCCUCUAGCGCACCAUAGCGACGCCGACGAUGACGUCCUCGCCAUCUCACCUCCGGUCUGUGCUCCCAUUGACCUAUCCUCCUCAGAUGAAAGAUCCACACCGCUCGUGGACGUGAAAAAAGAAAACGAGGGCCCGACAAAUACGCCACCAAGAAAACCCGACGCGCAAGCACUUAGGGAACACAACUGCACUACAAACUCGGACACUAUCAAUACUAAUGAUACGGCGAAAGCGGUGAAGCGUAGACACUCAAAGCCCAAAUUAGAGAUCGAUAUGAAAGAUACACAGCUUGAGGAUAGUUGUAAAACAAAUGGUAUCGGCGAACACGUUAAGUUACAAAAACGUAGAAAAGUUUCUGGUGAACAAACGGAUACUCGGUCGGAAACGGUUACGAAAGAACCGAGAAAAAGAGCAUCGCCAAUUAAAAGGAUAUCCAAAACAUCAUCUGUCGAAAAGAAAACCGUAAAAAGAAAAUUAGACAGUACUCAUAAUGAAUCGCGCGCAAAGAAAACACAAAUAGAAUCUGUAAAUGAAGAUCCUCGUCUGAAAAAUGUAGCAGCAGUAGUCGAGGAAGCGUUACUUAUAAAACCUAAAACUAAAAGUGCACUUCUCCUCGACAAACUUUUAAGAAAAAACAGCAUCGAUAGAGCCGAUGCUAAAGGAUACUCUUCCGAUACAGAACUGAAUCCAGCGGAGUUAUUUUUAUCGCCCAAUGAAAAUAUUUCUCAAAAUUGUCCAAAAAAAACCUUAAACAUAAAUAACAAUAUUGUCGAUAAUCAUAACGCAAUUAAUGGUGUUCGGCCUAAUAAAAUAGCUGCCGUAAAUCAAUUAGUAGGGAAAAAACUACCCUACAAGAGUAAUUGUAAAGUUGAUAAAGUAGAUUCCAAAAUCACACAUAAUUUAAAAUCAGUAUUAAAAUCGCCCACCGCAAAAUCGGUCCUUAAAGAGGAAUCUAAUGUGAUAGUGAAAGAGAAGCAACCCGAUAAACUUAGUGUUAAGACCUCAACAGAUAAAAGGGAGACGACGGUUUUAAACGUCGAUAUUUCAUCUCGCAAAGAAAGUAAUCUCGAACCUGCGAUAGACAAGUGUUCAAAAGGCGGUAAACUCUCUAAGCCAUCCAAAACGAGAGCAGAAACUACCACAAAGAUCGCCGUUGUCGACGAACCCGAGCGAGCAGUAGAAUCGAAGGGAAUUACAGAGAAGCGAUCCAGCGACGCGUCGACGAUUGAUCGGCCGAGCGAUGUCGUCGAAAGCACAACAGCGAGUAAUGCGAAACCAGAGCGGCCAUCGAAACGAUGCAAGCUGAGCGUGGAGCAAAAGGGGAAGAAUGUCGAAAAAGUGGUGAAACUGCUAGUGUCGAAGAGGCCGGCGAUAAAGACAGACGACGCGGUACUGGUGACAGAGGACGCGUGCUCGUCGCCGACACCGCCGAGCGCGGGUCGGCGGGCGCGGCGGCGGCGGCCCAGCACGGUGCUGGCGCGCCGUUCGCGCCGCCCUGCUGCGCCGCUCGCGCCGCCUGCGCUCGAGCCGCGCGCCGCGCCGCGCUGGAGCAAUGGCUGGAGCUUCGACGGAGAACACUACAUUUCCAAAGUCUACCUCAAUAACGACUCGCGGCUGGACCGGCCGGCGCGGUGCUGGUCGCGCAUGUCGCACGCGAGCGGCGACCGCGUGUCGCGCGGCGACUGCGUGCUGCUGCGCGCCUCCGUGGCGCGCGCGCAGCCCUUCGUCGCGCGCGUCGCCAGCCUCUGGGAGAACCCCGACGAUGGCGAGAUGAUGGUAUCCUUGGUGUGGUACUACCGGCCUGAGCACACGGAACACGGCCGCCAGGCGGCCGACGCGCCUGAUGAGGUGUUCGCGUCCCGCCACCGUGACGCCAACUCUGUUGCCUGUAUCGAAGACAAGUGCUACGUGCUCAGAUACAACGAGUACUGCCGUUACAGGAAACGGCUAAAAGCAGCGGAAGAGGGAAUCACAUUGGCGCCCUCUAUAGUACCACCGAUGCCCGCCAGCGAGGUGAGCCCUGCGCUCGCACCCAACGACUCCAAGUUACCGCUCACCGUCUCACCGGAACUUGUACUCUUCUGUCGCAAAGUUUACGACUUCCGGUCCAAGAAGAUAUACGUCCCUAACAAAUGAGCCAUGCGAAAUAAUCGCGUGGUUACUAAUCGUUGGAUCUCUGCUGAUCUUUUUGGAGCCAAUCGUGAGCUCGAAACUAAAUGGGUGCGUGACUUUUUUUAUAAGUAUCACAAAUCGACUAAAAGGAGUGAACACCAAAGUUACAUUAUGAAGUUAAAUACCUAUUUGUCGGCGGUACUUCGUGAUACGUGGACAGAGAUGAUUGAUUCAUCGCGAGCGAAUCGAGCGGCGUAUGGGAAUGUUUGAAUGGUGACUCGGCUAUUCCUAAUCGUAGUGUGUCUCACCCCAACCUUUAAAUUAGUACAAAAAAUACGUUCCCGGGUGCAAAACGUAGAAUGUGUGACCUGUGACAAUUUUAUGUGAAACUAAGUAAAUCGUUGUGUUUAGUGAUCGCCGAUUGGUCCGUUUACGUUGCUUGUGUCGUGAUUUUGUAGUAGACAUUUCUUUUUUAAACAUUUUACAGUGAUUUGCUGUUUUAUUUUUAUUUUAUGGACGAAUAUUUUUUACAAAUGAUGCCUUUUAUAAUGUGUAAGUAGUUGUAAGUAAAAUCACGAAUGGUAAAGAUAUCUACAUAAAUAUGUAUAACAAUAUACAUAUUGGAUUUUUUCUUAGGGAUUGGCUAUGUUCUAUCCCACUUUUGGAGAAGCAAUUGUGAACGCGUGAGUUAAUAAUCUUCAUGCGAAUCGUUAAAAGUUUUGUGUUGAAAAUUUGUAUGACAGGAAUGAUUUUUAUUUUAUUUAAACAUUAAGUUUCUAUUCAGCUACGCGAGAAAAGGCAUUUAUAAUUACGAUUAUUUUUAAUUAAUUGUUACAUUGUUGUCAAAGGAGAGUCUAUAUUAAAUUAUUCUUUUAUUAUUUAAAAGUAGUAAGAGCGAUAUUUGUCUGCAACCUAGUAAGUGGGGUCUCAUUUAAAUUUACUAAAUCGUUUCCCUUAUUACAACAGGUUCACAAAAUCAUGAUAGUGUAUACAGUGAAUUUAUUGUUUUUUUUUAUUUUUUUUUAUAUCACAUGGAUAUAUUUACAAAUGUAUCGAAUACUUAAUCCUUUAUAUUUUAAAGUCCCACUGAAAUAAAUAUGACCCUUAUCUACGAGUAAGAAAUCCGUAUUAGUAGUGCUAAUGCAUCCAGUCAUUAUAAUAUCAACAGUAGAAUUUUAAACGUUUAUAUGUGUUGGAUAUUGUAUACGUGUAAUACCUAUAAAGAAAUAAAUUUUGCCUAUAAUAACCUGCCUUCGAAGGAAUUGAUUUAUUUCGGCCGUAUACAGCAAAAAUAAAAACAUUUUUCAUAUAAUGUCGCAGUACAUUGUGGGAAGACUGAUUUUGCGAAGGUGGUACACUUUUUAAUUUUGUCAUUACGCAGUCAAUUCCGAGACAACUGUGUUUGUUUGUCUACGUUCACAUAAUUAUCUACUCGUCAGCCAAUAUUUUACACUAAUUGAAAAAUAACAAGUGGGAACAUUGUAACAUAUUUUAAAUGUAAUGUUAGUGCAUAGAUGUAAACAAAAAAAAACACGUGGGUGUUGGAUGAAAAGAGAUAUAUUGUGUAUGACUGUCAUAGUGAAAUCUCUUUAUCAUUAGAAACAUAAUUUUAAGUAGCGCGGAAAAUUGAAUAAAGAAUAUAUAUUUAACGUUAUAAUUCCCGCGUGGAAGAUUGUAAAGGGCAUUUAUACGUUUGCAACUCGUGUAUUUCUCUUUCUAUCCUUACUGUUUCUUACGAUGUAUCUGUGUAUUUUUGUUUACCUAUCGUUUAAAAUGUUAAUAUUUUGUUGUACAUAACUUCUUAAUUUAUUUGUAAGACUUGCUAUUUAUUCUAACUAGUGAGAUUUAUAAAUACAUUGUCUUAUUAAAUAACGUAGGUACAUGUUCUUGUUCAUUAAAGUAGGUAAUCAAAAAAUUACUUCCUCUCAGUGCCUAAUGGACUUUCUUAAUCAGUUCAACAAAAACGUUCUUAAGAAAUUGUUGAAGCUGCAUAGGACCAACUCUCGCCAUAUUCAUGAUGUAACUACUCACCAACUAGAUUGACUAAUUGACUUGUAUUGACCUCAUAUAAAGCAUAUAUAUUUUUAAUGGACUAAAAAUUUUGAAUCGUUUACCUUCAUUUAAUUUGUAUUGUUAUAGAUCAAAGUUCAGGAAUCGAAACAAGAAAAUAAUAUAAUGAAUAUUUGCAUUACCACUCUUAUCUGAAACGCCUGUAAUAGUGUACCAUGUUUGUUCGGAUAUGAAUACAGUUCUGUAAAUAUCAGGUAAAUUUUCAUCACCCACACGCAAAUUUAUCAAUUCCGUGUAUAUUUUUAUUAGUAUAUUAAAUAAGAAAUCGUGAAUAGUCUGAAAUUAGCUUCAAAACACCGAUUUGGCGGUUAACCGUGAUCAUUUCCUAACAAGAACUUUUAUAGGCAUUACAGAAAACAUCUUGGUUCUGAAUGUAUUCUAUUAUAUUAUAUAUUAUAGAAUAUUUCACAUGUAACAUAGGAAAGGAGAAUGUUUCACCUAAAGUUAGAAAACAAAAUUACAAAAAAAUUUUAAAUCAGUUAUGACGUAUUCGUGAUUAACUAUCGAUAUAAUUGUCUAAAUAGAGAUUAUUAUUAUUAAACAAAUAAAAUGAAACAUUCAUUACAAUUCCUCAGUUCCUAUAUAGGUACUUACCUCAAACCCAAUUAAAAUUAUUGCCUACCUACUUUAUAAACCUACUUGUACAUCACACAAUCUCACUAGUUGUCUGUUCCAAAGCUUAAGUUUUCUAUAUCUUAUUCCUAUUUUCUAUUGCUUGAUGCCAAAAAAAAUUAGGUGCAAAAUUCUAUUAUUCUGUAACAAUGUAAUACCAUUUCCCUUCUAUUUAGGUUACACAGUGACGAUAUGGUCUGCGAAGAAUUAGCUUAUAAACUCACCUAUUGUAAUCACCGUAGAAUCUCUUUCAUUUUAAAUUUAUUUUAUUUUAAUGUGUGUAGAUACUUGAAUAAGACCGAGUAAUAAAAGCACAGAAAUAGUAAUAAGUCUAUUUAUAAUUUAUAAACUGUAUUGGAACUAUACAAGUAUAUGAGACUGCAGACAUGAUAAAAAUAAAAGCAUAAGUUAUAGGAUUUCAGACAUUAUAAUAUGAUGAAAACAUAUUACUUACUUGUAAACAAACUUGCAAUACCUAUACUGGAAUAAAUGAAAUAGCUUUAUGUCCCAAAUUAUUAAAUUGCUUCUAUCCUUAGAUUAAGGACUGUUCUAAUCAAAUUUCAUAGAUUAACAAUAACACGUUCUCUAUCUACAAAAGUUCCAUUUUUAAAUGUCAGUGGAUAUAUUUUUCUAAUGUUUGGUCAAGUGUAAACCCUUCGCAGAUUUUAUCGUCAUUAUUACUCAUUAUUAAUUAAUUAUAGAAUUAAUGAGUAAAUUCCAUAAUACUACUAUUACUAUAAGUAAGCUCUCCCUUGCUUGUAGGUGGAUUGUUUUAAAGAAUGUUACCUGGUAUUCUGCAGUUGCAACCUUCUUAUAGUCAAUGAUUUUAGAAUUAGGUUUUAAUUACUAAUAAGAAAAAAAAAUACCUUGUUUUUAUUAUUUAUUUUGUUUCAAUGGAAAUUAUAUAGGUAUAUUUUUAUUAUUGUAACCUACAUAGUUAUGUUGGCUGUAAUUUAAUAUUGAUGUAAUUAAUAUAUGUAUUUUUAUUUCUACAA
Galleria mellonella (greater wax moth) is the source of this 9966-nucleotide messenger RNA. RefSeq lists its product as uncharacterized. The record is from RefSeq and is a predicted model, not a curated record. NCBI's taxonomy places the organism in Eukaryota, Metazoa, Arthropoda, Insecta, Lepidoptera, Pyralidae. Gene Ontology annotation, molecular function: chromatin binding. The transcript is spliced from 13 exons. The coding region runs from base 428 to 6313 and encodes 1961 amino acids.